Saccoglossus kowalevskii is the source of this 2570-nucleotide messenger RNA. RefSeq names its product folylpolyglutamate synthase, mitochondrial-like. Gene Ontology annotation, biological process: tetrahydrofolylpolyglutamate biosynthetic process. Gene Ontology annotation, cellular component: mitochondrion; cytoplasm; cytosol. Gene Ontology annotation, molecular function: ATP binding; tetrahydrofolylpolyglutamate synthase activity. The record is from RefSeq and is a predicted model, not a curated record. Lineage: Eukaryota; Metazoa; Hemichordata; Enteropneusta; Harrimaniidae.
CGGUUGCGCUAUAUUUCGCGGCAUCUCUGCCACAUGAUACUUCGGUCAAAUCGUAAUACGGAGAGAAAUGCAAUCAGCUGACUGAUUUUUUUUAAUCCUUGUAUUUUUAGACCUUUAUAAAUCCAUGGUGAUGCUAAAAACUCUUUGUUGGAUUAUGCGAAAUAGGACUAUUGUACCACAGUGUCAUAGCUUGGCUGGGAAGAAGGCAACGAAAAGUAAAACCCGCCUUCUAUCUGUCGACGACCGCACACCAACCAUAUUUCAUAAGCACGCCAGUACUGCCACGGCAAUGGAAGGCGAAGAAACCAUUACUAAGGUUAACUAUGAGGAUGCUGUACGGGUUUUGAAUACCUUGCAAACAAAUUCUGCAGUUCUGGACAAGAUACGCAAAGAGAAAGGACGACUAAGUAAGAAUAGUUUGCCGGAAUAUUUAGACUUUCUUGACAGAGCUGAUAUCACUCUUGAUGAUAUCGAUGACCUGUCCAUUAUACAUGUAAGUGGCACCAAAGGCAAAGGGUCAGUCUGUGCUUUUUGUGAGAGUAUAUUAAGAGCUAACGGAUUUAAAACUGGAUUUUACAGCUCGCCUCAUUUAGUAGAAGUACGUGAAAGAAUUCGUAUAAACGGCUUACCAUUGAAAAAGGAUGAUUUCAGUAGAUAUUUUUUUAAUGUCUACAACAAAUUGGAAUCUACCAAAGAUAAGUUCAAUGGGUCUAUGCCUGCUUACUUCCGAUUCCUGACCAUUAUGGCCUUCCAUGUCUUCAUGAGAGAAAAAGUUGAUGUUGCCAUUGUUGAAGUAGGUAUCGGCGGCGCCUAUGACUGCACUAAUGUUGUACGGUAUCCCAUAGUGACGGGUAUCAGCUCUCUUGGGAUGGAUCAUACAAAAGUAUUGGGGGACACACUCGAUAAAAUUGCGUGGCAUAAGACCGGUAUAUGUAAGCCGGGACGACCAGCAUUCACAGUGUUACAGCCUAAAGAGGCCAUGGAUACCGUCAUAACCAGAGCUACAGAACUACAGGCACCAAUUCAGCUUACACCUGAUUUGAGUAACUAUGAUUGGCAAGGGAGACCUAUGGAGCUUGGCUUAGCUGGUGAACAUCAACAAAGCAAUGCAUCUUUAGCAAUACAAUUGUGCAGAACUUGGAUUGAGGAACAUAAAGCAUCUCUUACUGAUGAAGAGUCUGAUUACAAGAGACUCAGAAUAUACAAUGAUAUGGACAGCUAUGAAGGACUUCCAAGUGUUGACUGUACUGACGGUGGCAGUGUACAACUCGCCAUGAAUGCCGAUAUUCAUAGCCCUGACACCCAUAUCCAGACAGCUCCAACAUUUAAGUUACCUGAUACCUUUAUCUAUGGACUUCGAAAUUGUUACUGGGCUGGACGGACACAGACUAUAACGCGUGACAACGUGACUUAUUAUUUAGAUGGUGCUCACACACCACGGAGUAUUAGUGCUUGCGUGCAAUGGUUCAAACAAGUAUCAGCCCAAGAAGAACGCUUACUGAGUGGUCGAGUUGUUCGUGUACUGGUGUUCAACUCUACUGGUGAUCGUGAUGAAAGGUCGCUGAUGGAAGAUCUUAUUGAUUGUGAUUUCUCUGCUGCUGCCUUUUGUCCGAACAUUGCUAGUGUUUAUUAUGGCCAGUCAUCAGCAGAUCAAGCAAAUUUCACAACAACAACAGAACGACAGCUUAAAAGGUGUAAAAAGAACAGGGACAUGUGGCAGGUAUUGGAAAAAGAAUCCGGAUUUGCGACCCUAUCGUCGUCUUCUAAAGCUGCUCCAUCUGCAAGUACUACCAGAUUCACAGAUUCUGCGCAACUGGUAGAUUCAUCAUCAAAUUUCACCACAGCCAAUCAGAAAGGUUUUCUUAAAUCACGAGGCGCCACUUCCAAAGUUUCAAACAUGGAAGGACUUCCUCAUCCAAACUAUGGUGCCUUUCAAGAAAACUGUACCGACUAUAAGGAAUCUGACGCCUCAGAUUCGUACAGAACUAAGUCUGUAACUUUUGAUUGUAUCGUAGAUGCUUUACAGUGGGCUGCUUGUGCUAAGGAUUCACAUAUGUCUCAUCCAAGACCCGAGGAUCCCACUCCACCGCACAGUGUCUUAGAAGCAGACCAUAUACAGGUACUCGUAACAGGGAGUCUUCACUUAGUCGGUGGCGUCAUCAAAGUACUUGACCCAGACAUUGUAACUAAGGGCAAUGUACAUGACGACGAUGACAUCCAUAUAUGCUAAAGUUGACACAUAUCUUUGGAUAUUUUCAUUGUGGACUAAAAAUAAAAAGCAUGGCAGUUAAAUAGUUUAUGAACAAUGAACUUUCCAUAUGAUUAUAUUUUUUCGUAAUUGAGUGUUUAUUACUACUCAAGAAUAUGGUGCUGUGUUUUAGAUAUUCAGUGGAAUUUAGAUACAGUUGUGUAUUCAUGUUUGCGGUGAUUUUCUGCUAAGAAAGUACAUUUUUCUAAAAAUGAAAUUGGUAAAUUUUGGAUCUGUGUUUCUUGAUCAACAAUUUAUUAUUAUUCGAACAGGGUACAUGUAAAUACUUUUUCUUGCCGAAUAAAUGAGGUUUACAGACAUU